Molecule: messenger RNA, 579 nt
Organism: Paramecium tetraurelia
Lineage: Eukaryota; Ciliophora; Oligohymenophorea; Peniculida; Parameciidae
Exons: 2
Biological process (GO): regulation of cytoskeleton organization
Cellular component (GO): axoneme
Molecular function (GO): microtubule binding
Source: RefSeq, a predicted model, not a curated record
AUGAUAAAUAAGGAUAAUCCCUCAUAGAUUGAAGACGAGUUGCAUGAACUCUACACUUGGGUCGAUAGUGUUCCACUUUCCAGAUCGAAAACCAAGAUUGGCAAAGAUUUUGCAGACGGAGUUCUGAUGGCAGAAGUCGUUCAUCACUUUCUACCUAAAUAAGUCGAAUUAUAGAAUUAUAGCGAAGCUACUUCAUAUUAAUCUAAAUUAUCAAAUUGGAACACUCUUAAUACAAAAGUUUUCUAGAAUCUUGGCUUAUAAUUGACAUAAAAUGAUAUUGAACAGCUUAUCUCUGCAUAAAAUGGAGCCAUUGAACGCGUUUUAAAGAUUUUGAAACCUAAGAUUCUGAACUAUUAGGAUAUAGAAACUGUUGAACCGUAGAAAUCAUCGGCCACCAACAUUUCUAUAAAUAACAACCAAUCCACAAUACAGGAUUUGGAAUAAAAAAUAGCAGAUUAAUAAGAUAUCAUAGCCAUUCUAGAACUAAAAAUAAACAAACUUCAACAAUUAGUUAAGCUUAAAGAUAAUAAAAUAUAGGCAUUCUCAUCAAAACUUUAGGAUUUGGGUUUCAGGUUUUGA